CCAAGCUGAUUGCAGCCAUCAAUGCAGGGUUGAUACCUGGUUUGAACGGAGGUGUGGUAAAUGGACUGAACCCUGGGCUGUUGGCUGGAGGCCUGAACCCGGCCAUGCUGGCAGGUGGAGGGGUGGGCCUCAUCAGGCAGCCUCAGUUUGCACAGCUUGUUCCUGGAGUUCCUGCCUUUGCUCUACAGGCCCCUGUUCCCAACAUGUACCAAGUCCCUGCAGCCAAUGGGUUUCCUUUCAUGGGAGUUCCUCAAAUGGCCCAGAUGAAUCCUGCUCAGCAGCCUUUCAUGGCCCAGAUGAAUCCUGCUCAGCAGCCUUUCAUGGCCCAGAUGAAUCCUGCUCAGCAGCCUUUCAUGGCCCAGAUGAAUCCUGCUCAGCAGCCUUUCAUGGUUAAUACAGGAGGAGCUGCGCCACAGCAGUUUCCACUUCAGCCUGAUCCUCUGAGAAGAUUCAGGCGUCAGAUGAUGAAACAGGACGACAACAUGAAGACCACUUUGGAUACUCAGAUUCCAGCUCCGACUGACGAAGCAGCUGCAGCUCUGUGUGAUCACCACGAUCAACACCAGGAUGUUUGAGAUAGAACUAGAAUACAGUGUUCAGAAAAGCUUCACUUGUAUGAUUUCCACUAUAAGGAACCUGUGUGUAUUGUGUUUGAAUCAGAAA
Platichthys flesus (European flounder) is the source of this 663-nucleotide messenger RNA. Its product is annotated as cell division protein ZipA-like. The record is from RefSeq and is a predicted model, not a curated record. Lineage: Eukaryota; Metazoa; Chordata; Actinopteri; Pleuronectiformes; Pleuronectidae. The transcript is spliced from 6 exons. The coding region runs from base 105 to 575 and encodes 156 amino acids.